Syzygium oleosum is the source of this 1715-nucleotide messenger RNA. RefSeq lists its product as uncharacterized. The record is from RefSeq and is a predicted model, not a curated record. Bases 591 to 1520 code for a protein of 309 amino acids. Lineage: Eukaryota; Viridiplantae; Streptophyta; Magnoliopsida; Myrtales; Myrtaceae. The transcript has 3 exons.
GAGAGAGAGAGAGAGAGAGAGAGAGAGAGAGAGAGAGAGAGACUCCUCUCAGUCCUCUAAUAUCAAGUCAUCAAUCCGUCUCUCCCUCGCCCUCUCACCCUCUCUACAAUCGAACUUCCAUUUCUUUGAAGCCCGAAGCAGAGACGACCCAGAGCAUCUCCUGAAUCUCUCAACACCUCUUCGACCUCGUCGUCAAUCCUUUCGCCUUCGACAAAUACAAAAACCCGGACGAGGGUCGGAAGAAAAGAAGCGAAAAAGCAUCCAGAAAAGCAAAGAUUCAGAGGCCCACCUUUACACAUUAUUGAGAAAGGAAAAAAAGAUAGAGAAAAGCGUCCCCCCCCCGGCUUUAUCUUUUAGUCGUCUCUCUCCUUCUGCUUUCCUUCUUCAAUUUCCGAGUAGUAGGCUUCCCAACUUUUCCCCUCCUUUCCCGCACACGAGAACCCUUCUCUCUCUCCCUCUCUUUCUCUCGCAAGUCAAAGCGUUAAUCAUUUCAUCUUCAUCACCCAGAAGGAAAAAAAAGAGAACAUCCACUUUCCCCACUCGCCUCUUCUCCACGACAGACCAAUUCACUUUCCUCGACACAGAUAAAGAUGCCACUCCGGCUUCUUCUCACGUUGCUCGUCGCUUUCUCGUCCUGCGCUCUUCUCCGCCCGUCCUCCGCCGGCAUAAUCGCCGAGCCCGUCCAGGGCGGCCACGACCAGCCCUACACCGUCCCGGCUUUCCCCGCGGACUCGGCGGGCCAAAUCUGCAAGCUCGACCUCUCCGCCGAGCUCUUCGGCGGCGUCAGCGAGGCUUGCGGCCGCAACCUCGACCGCAGCCGCUGCUGCCCCGUGCUCGCCGCUUGGCUCUUCGCCGCCCACGCCAGGUACGCGCUGCAGGUGGCUCCGGCGGCGGCGCCGUCGUCCGGGGAGGAGCUGCCCAUGAUCCCGGACGACUCGCAGAAGUGCGUGAACACGCUGCAGUCGGCGCUGGUGAGCAAGAACGUGCACCUCCCGCAGCCGAACGCGAGCUGCGACGCCGUCCUGUGCUUCUGCGGGAUCAGGGUGCACCAGAUCAGCUCGCUGAGCUGCCCGGCGGCGUUCAACGUCUCCGCCGGGCUCCGGAACGCGACGCCCACCGCCGCGGUGAGGAACCUCGAGAAGAGCUGCCGGAACUCAUCCUACGCCGGCUGCACCAAAUGCCUCGGCGCUCUCGAAAAGCUGAAGGGAGGAUACAAGAACGGGACGGGGGACCCGAGCGACCGGACGAGCCGGAUGCUGGACCGGGACUGCCAGCUCAUGGGCCUGACGUGGCUCCUGGCACGCAACAAGACGGCCUACAUCCCCACUGUCUCCGCCGCGCUGCGGGCCAUCAUGUACGGGUGGCACCCCCCGCAGGGUGCCAAGUGCAGCCCGGACCAGGAGAACAUGCCGCUGGCCGUCGACUCCCUGCAGUUCGAGAGGGCACAGUCCUCGCCGGCGCCGCCCGUCGUUCGGCUCCCUGUCCUGCCCUUCAUAAUGUGGCUUUGUCUGUUUAUUUAGAAGGAAGCCCGUGACCGUUCGGGCCCUCUAUCUCUGUCUCCCUCUCUCGCUCUCGUUCUGUGUCGGGUCACGUGGUGAUGUUAGGACUUAGGUCAAUUUUUGGUCGAUCUCUCCAUUUUUGUUUCGUUUGGAUCCCCACCACUGUAAAUUACAGUUUUUAGUCAGUAAUCUAAUCUCGGCCUCUGCUCGAAUCAA